CCGGGGGCCCCCGCUCGCGCCCGCAGCCGCAGCUCCGCCGCCGCCUCCGCCACUCGGUUACCUAGAUCCUCCCAUCUCUGCCGCUUCCCACUUCCCUCACUCCUGAAUCUGGAUGGGAAGUUGGGCAAAAUGGACCGGGUCCUGCUGGCGUGGGUUGCUCUCUUCUGGCUCACAGCCAUGGCCGAGGGCCUUCAGGUCACAGUGCCUGACAAGAAGAAGGUGGCCAUGCUCUUCCAGCCCACUGUGCUUCGCUGCCACUUCUCCACGUCCUCCCAUCAGCCUGCCGUCGUCCAGUGGAAGUUCAAGUCCUACUGCCAGGAUCGCAUGGGGGAAUCCUUGGGCAUGUCCUCUCCCCGGGCCCAGUCUCUCAGCAAAAGAAACCUGGAAUGGGACCCCUACUUGGACUGUUUAGACAGCAGGAGGACUGUCCGAGUGGUAGCUUCCAAACAGGGCUCAACCGUGACCCUGGGAGAUUUCUACAGGGGCAGAGAGAUCACGAUUGUUCAUGAUGCAGAUCUUCAAAUUGGGAAACUCAUGUGGGGAGACAGCGGCCUCUACUACUGCGUCAUCACCACGCCUGACGACCUGGAGGGCAAGAACGAGGACUCGGUGGAGCUCCUGGUGUUGGGCAGGACAGGGCUGCUUGCUGAUCUCUUGCCCAGUUUUGCUGUGGAGAUUAUGCCAGAGUGGGUGUUUGUCGGCCUGGUGAUCCUGGCAGUCUUCCUCUUCUUCGUCCUGGUGGGGAUCUGCUGGUGCCAGUGCUGCCCGCACAGCUGCUGCUGCUAUAUCCGCUGCCCGUGCUGCCCGGAUUCCUGCUGCUGCCCACAGGCCUUGUAUGAAGCAGGGAAAGCAGCAAAGGCCGGGUACCCUCCCUCUGUCUCCGGUGUCCCUGGCCCCUACUCCAUCCCCUCUGUCCCCCUGGGAGGAGCCCCCUCACCUGGCAUGCUGAUGGACAAGCCGCAUCCACCUCCCCUGGCACCAAGUGACUCCACUGGAGGAAGCCACAGUGUCCGCAAAGGUUACCGGAUCCAAGCUGACAAAGAGAGAGACUCCAUGAAGGUCCUGUACUAUGUCGAGAAGGAGCUGGCUCAGUUUGAUCCAGCCAGGAGGAUGAGAGGCAGAUAUAACAACACCAUCUCAGAACUCAGCUCCCUGCAUGAAGAGGACAGUGGUUUCCGCCAGUCUUACCAUCAGAUGCGAAGCAAGCCGUUCCCUGUGUCUGGGGACUUGGAGAGCAACGCCGACUACUGGUCAGGUGUCAUAGGAGGCGGCAGUGGGACGAGCCGGGGGCCCUCAGCCAUGGAGUAUAACAAAGAGGAUCGGGAGAGCUUCCGGCACAGCCAGCAGCGCUCCAAAUCGGAGAUGCUGUCCCGGAAGAACUUCGCCACCGGCGUGCCGGCCGUCUCCAUGGACGAGCUGGCGGCCUUCGCCGACUCCUACGGCCCGCGGUCCCGCCGGACGGACGGCAACAGCCACGAGGCCCGGGGCGGGAGCCGCUUCGAGCGCUCGGAGGCGCGGGCGCACGGGGGCUUCUACCAGGACGGCUCGCUGGAGGAGUACUACGGGCAGCGCAGCCGCAGCCGGGAGCCCCUGACCGACGCCGACCGCGGCUGGUCCUACAGCCCCGCGCGCCGGCGGCCGCCCGACGACGCGCACCUGCCGCGCCUGGUGAGCCGCACGCCGGGCACCGCGCCCAAGUACGACCACUCGUUCCGCGGCGGCGGGCUGGAGCGGCAGGCGCGGCCCGAGGGCGCCAGCCGCGGCGGCAGCCUGGAGACGCCGUCCAAGCGGAGCGCGCAGCUCGGCCCGCGCAGCGCCUCCUACUACGCCUGGUCGCCGUCGGCCACCUACGAGGCGGCCGCGCCACCGGGCGACGAGGAGGACGCGCCCGACGACGCGCUGCCGCCCUACAGCGAGCUCGAGCUCAGCCGCGGCCCGUCCUUCCGCGACCGGGACCGCGACCGCGGCCGCGACCGCGACCUGCCCUACCACAGCAACUCGGAGAAGAGGAGGAAGAAGGAGCCCGCCAAGAAGACGAGUGACUUUCCAACCAGGAUGUCCCUUGUGGUCUGAUAUCUCUCUGGAUGACUGAAAACGGAACAGGGGAACAAGACACAAAUCCAAGAGCCAACAGGCCCGGAACCUUCUCUGGUGACCACCUUGGAAGAUUUGCUGAUCUUUGCUUUGGCAAGGGGCAGGGCAGGAGCAGCCUUUAAGGGCUGAUUCCACACCUCAGUGCCCAUCUAACUAGUUUGAGAAACUUACCAAGAGAACAACUCCGCGUGAGCUCGUGCGCACACAUCGGGUUUCUCACCCACAGAGUUCAUCCUGCCCCGUCUCCUUCCUUAGCCAAACCCGGAUUCCUUUCCCAGUUCUGAAAGGGAGUUAGCUCUGGACUGUGAAGCUCCAGAAAAUGCCUGUGCCUACAGCCUGCUCUUCUAUACCUCCUGUGCUGUGCUUAGAGACGGAAGAAUUUAUGACUACUAUUAGAAGGCCUUCUGCUGACAGCAGUAGAUGACUUCAGGCAAAAUAUACCUUUCAGCCCCGGCACUUCCCAGGCACUAGUCAAUGACUGUUGUUACGUUGAAGUCACUCCUUUGGUGAGCUCAGUGACAGUGACCUGCUGGACAAUCAUGGAAAUGACUUCAAUUUGCUGUUCUGAAUGACAGUUCUUGAGUGGCUGGAACAAAACAAGAGAGCUGUCGAAGUGGCAUUUCUUUUUCCACCCUGAGAGCACAAACGACUUUUUCUCUUUCGGCACAGCGAUGCCUGAGUCUCGGACGUUAAGGGCUCCCCUCGUCCUCCCCUCUUCUGGACCCUCCGCGGGUUGGUGCCACACACAAAGCCCUGCCUCCCUCUGCACUGGGAUUAUGUUGUCAUCAGGUGCCUUUUGAUAAAUGCUUAAAAUACGCACAUGAAAGAAAAGAGGGAGAAAAAGAAGAGAAAACAGCAAUGCAAAAUAGAGAAGCCUGAGAGAGAAUCUAAGAGGAAAAGAAUAUAUAAUCUCAUUAUAUUUUGAUUCUCGGCCACCCCCCCCCCCAGAUUCCACUGGACCAUCUGUGCGUUUUAUACUUCAUUUACCCUGAGUGGUUCCAGCCAUCCCAGCUCUGCCCACCAUCCCAGGACACCUGAGUGGGGAGCAGGCAUCCCUGGGCGCCCCCCAGGCUGCCACUCUAGACACUCUGGGGGGAUGAGGGUAUUGCUUUCUCAGAAAGGAGCACUUUCUACUCCUACCCUUGUCCAAAUGAUAGAUUUUGCCUAAAUCCCAAAGCUACAUCUCUCUGGACUUUGUAAUUUGUACAGAUUGUGAAAAAGGACCACAAACUUCCCUUCAUGUCAAAAAGGACAGUUUGUUUCUCGAGCCCUUGAAUCUCGGAUUGGCCAUGGGACUUGGUUUGGCCAGUGGCCCAAUAACAAAUGUGAAACAAGCAGAGACUUGACAAAUUCUCGUGCACGGGGCUUGUCCUCUCUUGCUGCUCUUAUGGUCACCCCCAGGUGAAGGAACCUGGGCUGUCCUGCUGCGUGAACCCAGAGAAAAGGCCCCUGUUCCCCCUGGAAUCCUGCUUGACAGCCUGUCAGUCUCAGCUGAUUGCAAACCCGUGAGUGAGCCCAGACAAGCCCAACAGAAGAACUGCCUAGCUGAGCCCAGCCCAAAUUGCUGAUUCCUACUCAAGGCAUGAGAAGUUGGUGCCCUAUUUAACUGCUCAUUUCCUUUCAAGGAAAAAGUGACUUUUUCUUCUUGUCUGAAUGUUGAGGCCGGCAUCCCUGACUCCCUCUAACCUUCGGUGUCAAACAGUCCCCACUUUCUUUAACAGACUCUGCUGAAACUUUUCACUCCACACUAUUAUGGUGGGAUACACGGUUGGGUCCAGUCACUGGAGGACAAUGAGGCUUGGCCUCCCUUUUCCUCCACUCCCAGCAACGGUUCAUCCUCUAUCUGUGGAUCCAUGGAUGAUUUCUGAAGAAGCUUUCUUCAGCAUCUCCUUGGUCCUCUCCAGAACCACCUGACUGGAGCAAGGCCCUAUUCUCAGAGGAUCAUUCCACUGGUGUCCAUUUAAUCCAUGGCAUUUCCAAACCAGUCCCAUGUGUGCAAUGAAAUAAAGAAUUGGCUGGGUGAGGGUCAGAAGGACGAGUUGUUAUCAUUGCCAAAGGACAUCACAGUGGCUUUGGCUUGUGUGAGAGGAACCAGGAGGACAGGUCAGCCCAGUGCCAGCACUUCCAAGGGCUGGAAGACACAAGCCAUAACCCUGGUGCUGAGUUGAGAAUUGCUGGUGCCCCUGGCCUUUGAAGGCCUGGGUCUAGUGUGUCGGUUUGGGCCGCAGUUCAGACGGUUAAGAGGAUUGAAGCAUCAUCUCUCAGUCACCAGCUUUGGAUUUCAAGUUGCUUAGGCAAUUCUUAGCACCGUGUCAGGCUUCUUACCACCAAAGAGCCCCACAGCACCAGCUGCAGAGACCAGAGACCCUGCUUCAUUAGCCGGGGGCAUGUGUGAUUUGGGUGAAGGUUGAAGGGAGCCACAGGAGAGAAUUACUAAAACUGGAAACCUGCAGUUCCAAAGACAAGUACAGACGGUCAAUAAAAAAUACAAAGAUGAUAACAGGCUCCUGAAAUAACCUAGGGAGAUGGGACCAGGUUGUCCUCUGAAGGGCUGCAUAAAUCACUCAAGACUUCCAGGCCUCCAUUUGAGAGAGAAGACAGUCAUUUCUAGGUACGUGGACAGGAGAUAAGGCUGAACGGACAAGUAAAGGCAAAGCCGGCCAUCGUUGGCACCCCGGCUUUUCCCAACACAACCUUUUGUUUCUUUUCCCCCUGAAUAGUGUGUCCUGCACAGGAAGUGUUUAUACUUGUUAACUUCCUUCCUACGUUGUAUUUGAGAUGGAAAAUAAGUCUUGUGCAAGACAUGGUCUCUGCCUAUCGGGACCCUGCAAUUGAAUAGGGGAAAAAAGACCUGCCCGAGAAAGAACUGGGAGAUGUUAUGCAUAUAAGAUGAAAUACCGCUACGGAUAAAUUACAACAAACCCAGAGAAUUAAAGGGUUGUUUUUUUUUUUUUCAUUUAAAUGGGUAUAUUUCAGUAUUUAAGUGUUGUGUGUGUUUGUCCAUCCAUCCUAUUUAAAGAUAUGCUCAGUGAUCUGAAAAGCCAGUAUUUAAAAGUCUGAGUCGGAAGAGGUGAGUUAGAAUGGGGAGGGGUGAGAGGCAGAGGGCCUGGUGGGAUGAGGCAUGAGUGUGUUUGCCUAUGAGUCACAGCUGAGUCAGGGAUGGGUUGGAUGAGGGGGCACGGAUGCCGGUGGCAGGAGGUGUCGCCUGGUAGAUGAACUGCUUCUCUGGGCCAUGCAGAAACUCUUGAGGAAGCUGGGGAUAUUUGCCAUGAACCUGGUGGUACUGUCAGCUGUGCCACCCAAGCGUGUGCCCGGGGAAGCUCUCCAUCUGCCUCUCCAGGGCUCAGUUCUGCAGCCCCAAGGGUGGAUGUCCACCCUCACUAACGCACAGGUCUUGCAGAGAUGAUGGGCCACGAGCUCCUGUCCUGUGGUCCUUAGCAUGCACCUGGCUAGGGACUGUGCAAACUAGGCAUGGAAAGGGGCUGCCCCUCUGGCCCGAGGCUCUCUGGGCUGAAAAGCCACAUCUGGAAAUAUUUCUAAAUAGUCUGAAAGACUUCAUACAGGUAAUCUAAUUGGAGCUUAGGCAGCCUUUGAGAGAGGCUGAAGUCACAGUGUUAUAACCCGCCCCCUCUUUUCUUUAUAGAUGGAGAAAUAAACCAUCACUGCCUUCAGUGACGUCACAGACCUAAUUAGGUCUUUAGACGCUAAAGUUUUUUCUGUUGGAUCAGUGCUUCCCAGGAUUGCCUAGUCAUAUGAAUUACUUGAUUGCUGUUAAAAAUGUACUGUUGGACCCUGCCUUAGAGAUUGAUGGGGUGGGUCUGGAGCCAGGAUUUGUACCUUUGACAUGUACUUCAGGAGAGCCCUGCUCUAGAUCACACCCCAUCGUGUGCCCCAAACACUUGGUCCCGAGGCUCCCUUGGGCUUUGAAAUUUUUUUUUCAAAUGUUCUGGGGAGGUCGCUCUUACUCCCCUGGGGCUGGCUGUGAUGAAGCAGCCCACAGUCUGGCUGUGACGGUGGUGACUGGCUCACCGAGGUCCAGGGGUGGGAGAACUGUGCGACCAGAGAGACAGGAACGCUAGGAACACUCCCCAGGAGGCAGUACUAGAUGCUUCCGGCCCUAGAAUAGUAAUCUGUUGUGACAACCUCAGAUCCGACAACAAGAAAUUACAGGUAAUUUUCUCAUUCCCUUGAUGUCAUUCUGAGCAAAACUUAGCUCCUGAAUAGAAAGAGAAGAGACCAUUGGGGAGUUGGCAAAAAUAAAUCAUUUUUUUGAAGCAUUCAAAUGAUCAGCCUGGCUGGUCAACACCUACUUUGGCCUUAAGACCCAAAGUGGGAUCAGCAAGAAUAACAGAACUCUAUUUUAUUUACCCUUCCAACGUCAGAUUCAAAUGCUGCCAGAAUCUUACAGGAGGUUGAAAUUGAUUUAUAGGAGGUAGAGAUUCAAAUCCACCAAAAUAGGGGCCCAGGUACUUAAAGAAAAAAGUGCCUAGUCUUUUCCUGCCAGGAUCCUACCUCCUCUUCACCUGGGCAGCAGAUCAGUGAAGCUCGAAGUACGGGGCUUGUAACAUCAGAGUGGAGCAAGGAUGGUGUUGAACUGCUUUAAGCAGCAGUCUGCGCUCUAGCACUGCCUGAGGGUGAUAAGAAUAUUAUUUGUGUUGUUUUUAUGGUGUAUUACUGUUUACAGGCCCCUGUCAUAUGCAUUGUCUUGUUUGAUGUUCACAACAACCCCAGUGACAGAGGCAGGGUGAAUGCGUUGGUCCCAUCAAACAGAAUGUAAAACUGAGGCUGAAAAAGGCUAAGUGAUUUGCCUAUAUAGUCAAAUGAUUUUUAAAACGAUAGAGCCAGCCCUUCUGACUGUCUGUCUAGAGUCUGUGGUCCUUAGCAUGCAUCUGUCUGCCAAUUCCUACAACACCUGUGGGACAGGCAUGAGCCAAACAUCUGGGGAGAAGUGUCCUGGACACGAUGCUGACUCACUGCAUCGCCGGAGUGAAGCUGCAGGGACAGACACUGGCUGUUGGUCCUCCCAAGUGAUGCUCCCUCAGAUGCUGCUCUAAGUGGGAGUCAGCUCUGCUUACGGAGAGUUUCAUUUUCACUAGCCGCGCUGUGAGGGGGAAACACUUUGAUAAAAAUGUGCUUCAGAUUUUAGAAUCCUUCCUGAAGGGGAAUUUCUGAGCCAAACUGCAAAUUCAUCCAGGCUCAGAAUUCCGGGGCUUGGGAGCGACUUGUCUGAAGUGACCUAUCUGGCAUCUUCACUGUGUUUGGGGAUUUUAGUUGAACUAAGAGGAGCCAAUGCCACAUUUAGUUAACACUUUUGUUAGGGUUUCUCGAUGGGGCUGAGCACAGGUCAAUGCAGUCUGACCCAUUUCUUCCAGGGAGGCUAACAGACAUAACUCCCCUCUUACCCUGGCUUUCAGAAAAGCCACUUUAUUGACAAAGGUAUUAGACCUUAUCCAGUGAGAAUUUCCCUUGUGGGACUAAAAGAAAGGGGAACAGAAGGAACAGCAGGACAAAGAAAGGUCAGAAAGCUGAUUCAAGAGAGUCACCUGCCCAGCUGUUUUUGUGCCUUGUCUGUGGCAUCGAAACCGAAAUGUUUGUAUCACUGUUGCCCGUUAUUUUUUUUUCAGGGUCAAACAUACAAAGUGAAUUCGGUUGUUAACGUUUAAACGAAAUAAAGCAUUUUCACCUA
This is a messenger RNA of Camelus dromedarius (Arabian camel), 7780 nucleotides long. It is a transcript of the gene ILDR2, whose product is annotated as immunoglobulin like domain containing receptor 2. Gene Ontology annotation, biological process: pancreas development. The coding region runs from base 130 to 2073 and encodes 647 amino acids. The record is from RefSeq and is a predicted model, not a curated record. The transcript is spliced from 10 exons. NCBI's taxonomy places the organism in Eukaryota, Metazoa, Chordata, Mammalia, Artiodactyla, Camelidae. Gene Ontology annotation, cellular component: membrane.